AUGAAGGAACUCAGAGAAUUGAAACUGCCCGGCAUGGUCGAAGAGCGACGCAAACGAGAGAGCGCAGGUUCAAUGGACUCUCCCACAAUCAACCAUAGCCACCAAACGUCGCAGUCCUCAUCAACCAUGUGUGAUACGCCAUCACCAACGUUUUCGCGCGGUCAAUAUGGGUUCCCCAGCACUCCGUCUUCCUUGCCCUCUUCGCCGACCAUGCACGACUCUAGCGAUUAUGGCUCCGGCAAGCGGCCGCUGACUGAGGUCAAGGAAGAACCGCAAGAGAAAGAUGAAGAUAGCGAGAUGAUUGACAGCUUUAGACACGACGGAGACAAUGGAGAUGGACGUUACCCAGCAAAGCUCUCGUCGCCGGCAUGGACCUUUGAUGACGGAGAGAUUAUGCGCGACGCGGAUGAUGGUCGUGAUGAUGCCUCGCUUGAUGGUGAAUACCUUCGUCAGGGUCAUGUAAAGCGACAACGACCAGACUCAUCCUCACUAAGCGGCUUAGCAUCGAAGAUGGGCUCUCGGAUGCCUUCUUUUUCGCGCAAAUGGAGGUCAAGGCAGGUUUCGCCAUCAUUCAUCAUCCCGCCUUUGUCAAGAGAGCCCAGCAUGUCACGGUCACGUGCAAAUUCCACACGAGCCCCGUCCAUUGCUAGCGCACACCACAAUGCGGCCCCGCCUACACCCGCAGCAAGCACCAGACAUGACCCUUUCGAUGCAGCCGUUGGUCAGACUCGCGAUAGUAUCAUCGAGGACGAAGAAACUCAAGACCAAGGAAAGCCAACGACACCUCUUCUACCACCGCUCAUAACGGAGCAUCUCAAUCGUCAGCGGGAAGAGACUACACAGUCGCCUUUGCAGUCACCCUCCGUCGCCGAGCCUAGCGCAUCCUCAGUCAUUAACAGUCCUCUUGCUCCCCCUCAAACACCCCAGGUCCCGGCUUUGCCCUCGCCUCCCUUAUCGACCAAGCCUUCGACCGCCUCCUUUCACCGUCGGCCAUACAACAUCCCAAUCGUACCCACAUCGGAGAUACCACCAAUAGCAAUCAGUAAUCCUCCGGCAGACAAAUGGUCCGAUGCUCUUGGUCAUGCCAACUUCACUAUCUACCCUGAGCCUUAUACACCCAAGCACAUCGACUUAGGGGCAUGUAAAACCUUACGGGCAGAUUGGCACAUGGCCAGGCACAAUUUUGCUACGCACUUGAUGCGUGUUGGUGAAAAUGCAGGUCCUACUUCAGAUAUCCACCGACUUACCAACGAGAAAUGGGCAGAGAUUGACGCGACAUGGAAAUCCACAAUCGCCUCCUGCGUUGAUCAACUCGGGCCUCAGGAACAAGUUGACCCUGUAUCUCCUCAGCAGAGCGGGUCUAUCGGACGGGAGCUUGCAAAAACACCUCCUCCUUUGAAGAUGCCCGCGCUCUACGGUCCGAAUAGUGACGGCAAGUUUCCCAAAGUGGGUGACCGAGGCAUCGUGGGACCCAUGGAGGUGGGUCCAAUCCGAGUAGAAGUAAAGGAGCAGCAGGCUCGUGAGAGACAAGAAAAGAAGAAGAGAAAGUUGGGAAGUUACAUCAAAGACUGGCUCAACGGCGUUCGCAUGUUUGGCAAAGGUCAAGAGGCCGAUUGA
Bacidia gigantensis is the source of this 1617-nucleotide messenger RNA. RefSeq lists its product as uncharacterized. The coding region runs from base 1 to 1617 and encodes 538 amino acids. The record is from RefSeq and is a predicted model, not a curated record. Lineage: Eukaryota; Fungi; Ascomycota; Lecanoromycetes; Lecanorales; Ramalinaceae. The transcript is spliced from 2 exons.